AUGUCUCCAGGGAUAGCCAUCGCAGAUAUGGAAGAGGGGUCUGGCUGGAAGAUAGUGGCAGGACGAGACAUGCUCCCAGAGGAACUCUUGCUUUCAGUCCCGAAAACGAGUAUACUCUCCGUUAAAACCACAUCCUUGUCUGUGCAAGCGAUGCAAUUGAUUGAAGCCGCCACACCUCAUCCAAUUCUGGUUUUGUCUUUUUGUCUUCUCCACGAAUUAAGAAUGGGAGCGCAGUCUGAAUUCUAUGGCUAUCUGCAGAGUCUUCCCCGGGAUAUGGCUUCUGCGCUGCCUGUCUUUUGGUCUCUCGACGGCCCAAAUUCAGACGGCCAGCGAGCACUGCCAUGGCUCCAGGGAACAGAGGCUGCGCGGGAGAUGGUUACCAAGGGCCAGUCUGGUCUGGGCAUGGCGGAUAUGGAAUCGCUAUAUGCUUCUUUGGCCCACCACAUCCCCCCGACGCCAAACCACCCCAAUGCCUCUCCGUUCACCUCUUUCGCACACGCCUACUCGCUUGCCUCUUCCCGAGCCUUCCUCGUGGAUGACUAUCACCGAGUCGCAAUGUGUCCCAUGGCAGACGUCCUCAACCACUCUUCCGACCCCCACACAUGUCUAGCGUCAGAUGACUUUGUAUGCCCCUCUUGUGGCUCACUCAAACCAUGCUCGCAUGACGCCCCUUCUCAGAAAGCGGGUGUACCCGGCAGGUUGGCGCACCUUGCUUUGAGGGAAAGAACCCAGUUAGAAGACGAGGUCGAUUGCGUCGAGAUGAGAUUGGAGAAGCAUCUGGAUGAGGGGGAGGAAGUGUUCAACACGUAUGGGGCCGCGGGGGACGGAAAGCUUCUUGUAGAGUGGGGGUUUGUGGCGGGAGAGUUUGCAGACCCGGGAUUGACUUGGACUUUUGAGGAGCUCGCGGAAUUGUCCGCAACAGGUAUGGGUGACUACCUCGAGAUGUGCGCAGAGAUCUCUCGACUUGAUUCUCGCUUUCCGGACCUCGACGACGAGGACAGGUUGCUAUGCUCGCAAGUGUCCAGGAGACCCGACAUGUGCAAUCUAGACCAGUCAGGCCGCUUGUCCAUCAACAUCUUUGGCAUCCUGUGGCUGCAACAAUCACGUAUUGAAGGAUCACCAAUCUCCUCUCAAAUCAAGGACACGUUUGUAGCAGAUAUUACGAUUCUUGAGCGCUCGUGGUCGGCAUUGGCACAAGUCACUCCACUUAAAAAAAUACCCGCAAAGGUUGUUUCGGUAGCCAACGCAGUGUACCAACUCUUGACCAAGAGGCUGUCGGGUAUGCAUUGCCCUGAUGCAUCCUUGGAGGAGCUUUUCGAUCUUCGGGAUAAUCUCGACAAGGAAAAUGAUCGACGCCAGAUACUCGCCAUAACCCUUGCAGCAAAUGAGAAGAGUUUGCUCUUGAUGACGAUUGGAAGAUGGCGCGAGUGGAUCAACGCAUACACUUCUGACGUUAUAUAG
Cryptococcus wingfieldii CBS 7118 is the source of this 1461-nucleotide messenger RNA. RefSeq lists its product as hypothetical. The transcript has 4 exons. Gene Ontology annotation, cellular component: nucleus. Gene Ontology annotation, biological process: peptidyl-lysine monomethylation. Bases 1 to 1461 code for a protein of 486 amino acids. Lineage: Eukaryota; Fungi; Basidiomycota; Tremellomycetes; Tremellales; Cryptococcaceae. The record is from RefSeq and is a predicted model, not a curated record. Gene Ontology annotation, molecular function: protein-lysine N-methyltransferase activity; protein binding.